AGUUCCAGGUACAGUAUCUUCAUGAGUCAUGCUGAACACAUUUUUUUGGAGGGGCCAUACAGUAUAAAUUCCCUAGGCUUAUACAGUCAACUACAUUGGAUAGAGAUCCAUCUCAACUCAUCUAACGGGCACUUAGAGGAUAUUCCUUUACAGGCAAAAAAAUGUCGGAAAACCAAGAGCUUGUGAUCAUAAACAACCCUGAGUUUAUUCAGGAGCUUCUUCCAUCUGCUCAGCGUACGGCUUUGCUGUAUCAUCUGUCUUACCUGUGUUUGGCUAAGUUCCCCAAGUUGGAGAGGAUUCUCAGAGAGCGUGCUACUGAAACCCAGCUUCUCUUUGGUUCCUCUGAGGCUCUUCUGCUGAAGUGUGCUGCCACAAGUCAAAACCUGGUUUCCACACUUUUGCCUGGGCUGAAGACUGCUGUUGAAAAGAAUAAAAGCAUUCUGGCCAUUAAGUCCCUAGAAAAAGCAAGAGCAUGGAUCACUGAAAUUGUUGACAAAGUGGAACAGAUGGUGGAGAGAAAAAAACUAGAACAAGCUAGUAAGGAGGUAGAUGCUCUGGAGAAGGCAGUGAAUGCUCUCAACCAGGAAUUGUGGAAUAACAAUCAGGAAAUUGGACGAAUUGAGGCAACAAUUGCACAGAAAAACAAUGAGCUGCAGAAUCACAUCAGAGAGUCUUCCAACAAAAAUAAUGGUCUGUCUAUCAUGGUGUGCCUGAUACCAUUUGUUGGGCCAUUAAUUAAAUCCAUACAUCAGGCUCAAGCUAACCAAGCUUUGGCUGUGAAAACCCAGGCUAUCUCCAAUGAGUUGUCUCAGCUCUCCAAUGAGAAAUCCAACCUGAGAAACAAGGAGUGGAACAUCCAUGUCAGGUUGACUGAUAUGCAGCUGAAGUUGGCAACCAUGAAAUUAGAGAAGGGUUCAAUUCCGGACCCUGUCCAUCUGAACGAUGUCCAAACCUGCCUCACCCGAAUCCAACAAAUUCUGAUUCAGAUUAAGAAGUUCUGGGAAGCAGUGAGUAUAAUGCUGGAGGCUCUCAAAGAUGAGACUUUUGCAGACGAGCACUUCAUCGAUGAUUGUGAAAUGAAGGAGACGUUUCUGAAAACUAUUACUACAGCACAAAAGCACUGGAAGGCCUUCGGUGAAUACUGUCUGAGCGCCAGGGGCAUCUUCAGCUUGCAGACUAAGGAUGCGUAUAAGUUCCUGGAGACCAGCCCAUCUUCACUGUCAAAAGAGGAAUGGAAAAGACAGUAUGAUGCUGUCAUUGUUCAGCUGAACAAAAUAUGUCCUGAUCCCUGCACUCCCAAAGAGACAGCUGCCAUUGCUUAGUAAUGUACAAGCUUAAAAAGCCAUUACAGUACAAACAACUUAUCUAUAAUGUUUCAGGCUACCGGCUCUGAAUAAUAUGU
This is a messenger RNA of Labeo rohita (rohu), 1402 nucleotides long. RefSeq lists its product as uncharacterized. The record is from RefSeq and is a predicted model, not a curated record. The transcript has 7 exons. Bases 162 to 1322 code for a protein of 386 amino acids. NCBI's taxonomy places the organism in Eukaryota, Metazoa, Chordata, Actinopteri, Cypriniformes, Cyprinidae.